CUCAAGAGAUGUUAUCAGACAAUGUAGGAAUGAAGACUGCUUCAAACCAUAAAGCAUCUAUCUUCAAGUUUUCCAAUUUUGAAGAUACUGCUGACAAUAAUACUAAAGUUGGAAAAGAAGAAUUUAGCAAAGACACCACCUUGUUAGCAAUGCCUGUUGUGCUGAGCCAUGAAAGAACUCCAAGCUUCAUAAAUAAACUUCCUUCAGAAAUGAAGGAGACUUUCAUGUACAAAAAUGACAAGACCACCAAUAAUUUCUUGACUAUUCAUGAAAAUAUCCAAGAGGAUAAAGGAGAAGAGGACAAAGAGUCUUCGUCAAAUUCAAGCUCUAGCUUUUCAAGUACUGUGAAUCAGACCAGCAGAGAUUCCUCAAACAAAAGAUGAACAAAUCUUCAACCUAUUAAUGAGAGUGUUGAGAUCAAUUCAGAGGAGCCUCAGCUUAGUAAAGGACCUACAGAUACAGAAACUCUUAACAUUAUGGAUCUGGAAUCUGAAGAUGUCUCUCGUACAGCUAUAGCAGAUUCUUCUGAUAGGAUCAAUAAGAAAAGAGUUGAAGAUGUAUACAACAAAAAUGUCCCGAAGCUUCCAAAUUCAGAGAAUCUUCAAGAAAAUCAGCUAGAGAAAAUCUCAACAACAAUACUUAAACCAGUCACAGAGAAGGAAAAAUCUAAAGUAGUCAGCACAAUAGAUGCUAUUAAAGAGCAAAGGACUAAGUUUAGCCCUACAGUUCCUUCUGUAAUCAAAAGGCCUUGUCUGAACACAGUUGAGAGAAGAGUCAAAAAUACUGAUAAAAUAACUGAGAAGCUUGUUCUGAAGAAAAAGAGAGCAAAGAAAUCAGAUAUCAGUGAUAUUUCCAUAGUAAAGGACCCCUCUGUUAAGAAAGGUACCAGCCCAACCUACAAGACAAGGAAUAAGGCUAAAUUUGAAGGAGAAUUAGACUUUAAAUCCUGAGCUUUCUCCUCUUUUAAUAAGAGAAAAGGAUCCAGUAAGAGAAGAAAAUAAGAGGAGGCAUAUCUCAAACCAAAAUGUCACUCUCAGUUGAUAUUCACCAUUAAAGAAGAAAAGCAAUCGUAUUUGUUAUCGUGCAGAGAAUAAGCUUUUCAAGGAUGUGGAUAGAAUCCUCAGCAGUGUUGAUAAUACAAAAGCUAGUCGUUCAAGAGCAAUUUCUCCUUCAAAUGAAUUGUCUCAAUUUUCUCCAAUCAGAGCAGCUGGAAGAACUAUCCAGAAAGUGUCAAGGGAUGAUCUGUUUUCACAGAAGAGAAAGCAUAAAAAGACAAAUUGAAGGAAUGCAAAAAGUCCUCCCUACAGAACACUUACAAGACCAUUAAUCGGUUCUUUCAAGAGAAGGAAGCAUUUUGUAGUCAAAUCUAAAUAAAAUUUCAUCGGGGUUCCAGGAUUCUCGGAAAAUUGGUGAUAGUAUUAAAAUAAGACGGAGGGUAUUCUCGCCCUCAUGCUCAAUAGGGGUACAAGAGGAGUCAACCUCCACCUUCAAAAAAAAAUGUGAUGACAGUAUCCAAAAGACCAAAGACGAGGAAUCUUCAGCUAUGUCUUUCCUUAUGGAAAGACCCAAAUACAAAACUUGUAACAAGAAGGAGUCAAAGGAAUUCUCAAUUUUAUCAAUCCGAAAGGCUAAACAUAAGAACAAGACUGGAAAUCUUAAAAACUAUAUCGCUAAGAUAGCCAACUUGGCAGAUUUUUCGGUUUCUAUAAAGAACACUGGAAGGUAAUCCUAGCUUAAAGGACUGCUCAAAAUGUUCAUUAAACAUGUUUUAAUGGCGAUAAAUAAUAUAAUUGAACGUAGAGAUUAUUUC
Moneuplotes crassus is the source of this 1810-nucleotide messenger RNA. The record is from the annotation of a GenBank genome assembly. NCBI's taxonomy places the organism in Eukaryota, Ciliophora, Spirotrichea, Euplotida, Euplotidae.